Messenger RNA from Mobula hypostoma (lesser devil ray), 1264 nucleotides. It is a transcript of the gene mdh1ab, whose product is annotated as malate dehydrogenase 1Ab, NAD (soluble). Gene Ontology annotation, biological process: tricarboxylic acid cycle; malate metabolic process; oxaloacetate metabolic process. The record is from RefSeq and is a predicted model, not a curated record. NCBI's taxonomy places the organism in Eukaryota, Metazoa, Chordata, Chondrichthyes, Myliobatiformes, Myliobatidae. Gene Ontology annotation, molecular function: L-malate dehydrogenase (NAD+) activity. Gene Ontology annotation, cellular component: mitochondrion; cytosol. Bases 85 to 1089 code for a protein of 334 amino acids. The transcript is spliced from 9 exons.
GGGACGUGGCCACGUGGGCCAAGCACGUGACGCCGGCUGUCUUUGGCGCAUUCGAGCGAAGGUGACCUAGAGUAGUGGUGCAGAAUGGCAGAACCAAUUAAAGUGCUUGUGACUGGAGCUGCUGGUCAGAUAGCCUAUUCCCUUAUCUUUAACAUUGCAAAGGGUGAUGUUUUUGGAAAAGACCAGCCACUUAUUCUUGUGCUGCUUGACAUUACACCAAUGAUGUCGGUGCUCAGUGGCGUGGUGAUGGAAAUCCAAGACUGUGCCCAUCCACUCGUGAAAGAGGUUAUUUCAACUGACAAGGAGGAGGAGGCUUUUCAGUCAAUUGAUGUUGCAAUUUUAGUGGGCUCAAUGCCAAGGCGGGAAGGAAUGGAAAGGAAAGACUUGCUGAAAGCUAAUGUGAAGAUCUUCAAAUCCCAGGGUGCUGCUUUGGACAAAUUUGCCAAAAAGAGUGUCAAGGUUCUUGUUGUGGGAAACCCAGCCAAUACCAAUUGUUUGAUAGCGCUGAAGUCUGCACCGUCAAUUCCAAAAGAGAAUUUCUUUUGCCUGACUCGCUUGGAUCAUAAUAGAGCAAGAGCUCAGCUUGCAUGUAGAUUGGAUGUACCUCCUAAUGAUGUAAAGAAUGUUAUCAUCUGGGGCAAUCACUCUUCCACUCAAUAUCCAGAUGUACAUCAUGCCACAGCGACAAUUCAAGGAAAGGAAAUGAGUGUCAUUGAUGCCAUCAAGGAUGAUAAUUGGCUGAAGAAUGACUUUAUUAAAAUCAUACAACAGCGUGGCGCUGCAGUGAUUCAGGCGAGGAAGCUUUCCAGUGCAAUGUCAGCUGCUAAGGCCAUCUCUGAUCAUAUGAAGGAUAUCUGGUUUGGCACUCCUGAGGGUGAAUGGGUGUCAAUGGGAGUGAUUUCUGAUGGAAAUACAUAUGGUAUCCCCGAAGGCCUGAUCUAUUCUUUCCCAGUAAAAAUCAAGAAUAAAACUUGGUCUAUUGUCAACUGUUUGCCAAUCAACGACUUCGCCUGCGAGAAGAUGAAAACCACUGCUGAUGAACUAGUAUCAGAGAGAGAUACAGCCAUUGAGUUCCUAACAAGUGCUUAAAAUCAUUGCUCAUCAAAAUACUCUGUAGUUAAAGUAAUAUGUCAAGUUAUUGGGUCUGUUGAAUCAAUAAAAAACAUUUAAUCGGGAUUAUCAUCUAUACUGUAACAGUUAAACUCCUAUUAAUGGUAUGCAUAAGGAAGUUUUUCCAUAUAUUAAAAUCUAAACUUCCAAACAA